Messenger RNA from Fusarium graminearum PH-1, 1122 nucleotides. RefSeq lists its product as uncharacterized. Lineage: Eukaryota; Fungi; Ascomycota; Sordariomycetes; Hypocreales; Nectriaceae. The record is from RefSeq and is a predicted model, not a curated record. The transcript has a single exon. The coding region runs from base 1 to 1122 and encodes 373 amino acids.
AUGUCUUCGACAGCUGUCCCAGACGCAGGCUCUAGCGGCGGAGGCGGCGGAGGCGGCGAUGACAACACUGAGCUCAUCAUCGCAGUUGUUGCUCUCGUGAUCUCCGUCUUGGCCUUUGUCAUCGCCAUCCUCCAAGCUCUACAGCAAUAUCUUGCUACCGCUACCGGCUUCUCGUCUUGUGGUGAAGCUGUCAUAGGCAAGUGGUCCCAAUUUGCUCGGCGACAAAUGGUUUGGUCUGAGUUUCGCUUCGAGGUCCAAUUUGAAACCCCAGUCAUCUUCGUCGCUAGGCCGAGUAACACCAGAGGCCCCCUGGGUGAUGAUGCACUUGCCAAGGAUGAAAGCAGAAAAAUAGUUCGGCUAGAUGGCAGCAACGCAAACUUCAAAUACACCGAUACUGUCAAGGAAUAUGAUGACAAUUACAAAAAGAGCACACAGCAAGUUGUCCAUACAGCUGAUAACGAGAAAGCCACUUGGUGCGCCCUUCUCAUGGCGAUCGUUCGAAUGGAAAAGGAAUCCCGUGAAUGGCAGGGCAAGAAAUCAGGGGAGUGGCGCAAGGCAACUGGUCCUCGUCCACCACUUGAUAGCCCAGUACCUUUGCAGGAGCCCGGUGCUCACCACUCACUGCUUGUCUGUAUGCAGAGAAAAAGGCGUACAUGGGAUAGCAUGCCAAAAGACUUUGCAAAGCCUUAUGCCACCACCACAAUAUCUCACAUCGUGGAGAUUGCUGCCAUGCUCGGUAUCCAUUGGAGACAGUUCGACCUGAACAAUGACCAGUACCGCGCCCAGGGCAACGGCUUUGUACUUUAUGGCUCAUACACAGACGGUCUUGGUAUUUGCUUUAAUUUCCAGAAACAAGGGCCAACAUGGUUUGAGAAGAAUCGCAUUAUUCCCAGUUACAACGUCAAACAGCUGUGCUUUGGUAUGGCUUCAACAAUUUUCUCCAAGGAGCGCAAGGUGUAUGCGGAUGAAGCUAAGGGCGUCGAAAGUCUUCAAUUGGGAAGUCUCGCUGAAAUAGCCAAGACAUUGGUUGUUUUUGGUUGUGAUAUCAACACAGUCAACUACUUUCGCAAAAACACUGAUCAAGCUCGUCACAGUCACCUCUUUGCUGGUAAGUCGAUCUAG